This is a messenger RNA of Varroa destructor (honeybee mite), 751 nucleotides long. RefSeq names its product protein dj-1beta-like. The record is from RefSeq and is a predicted model, not a curated record. NCBI's taxonomy places the organism in Eukaryota, Metazoa, Arthropoda, Arachnida, Mesostigmata, Varroidae. Gene Ontology annotation, cellular component: mitochondrion; nucleus; cytoplasm. Gene Ontology annotation, biological process: response to oxidative stress; glyoxal metabolic process.
AAUCAUUCGUGCUUUUCCACAUUUACUUAAGAGUCGUACUCGAGCAGGAGAACUUCUGAAGUCAUUCAGAGCAUUUGGAUGCCCGCAUCCUGUUCGUAUAGGUCCUAGAAACUUUACGACUACUUCUGUGACCAUGGCUAACAAAACUGCUUGCGUGCUGCUUGCACAAGGGGCCGAGGAGAUGGAAGCUGUCAUUGCUAUCGACUGCCUGCGCAGAGCCGGCAUAACUGUCACGGUUGUUGGGGUCGAUGCAACCCAGGUGAAAUGCAGCCGUGAGGUCACGAUCGUUGCCGACAAGGCACUUGCCGACGUGGAGAACCAGAUAUUCGAUGUGGUUGUCCUUCCUGGAGGCCUCCAAGGAGCGAAAACGCUCUCAGCAAACCCUACUGUCGGGAAGAUGCUAAAAGUUCAAGAAGGCGCCGGACGCAUCGUGGCGGCCAUCUGCGCUGCUCCAAUGGCACUGGCAGCUCACGGAAUCGGCAAAGGAAAGAAUGCUACAAUUUACCCCACCAUGGAGAGUCACUUGCCGGGGUACAACUGCAAGGAUGACAACGUUGUGGUGGAUGGCAAAAUGAUUACUUCUCGUGGUCCUGGCACUGCGUUCCAAUUUGCACUCAGAAUCAUUAAGGAACUUCUCGGAGAAGAAAAGGCGAAAAGCGUUGCCAAGCCAAUGCUAGUCGAUUUUUAACAAGCUUUCCUAUGUUGUCAUGCAAAAAGUAAUAAAAGUAGCAGUUAUAGUAGAGGAAUUUCA